AUAUAGUCGGUUUCUCUCUUUACUUGGCACGCUUUCGCUGUUCUCUGGUUUUAAGAGAGAAAAAUUUGAGAUUGCUUCCAAUUCAACUAUUAAAACUACACUUGUUCCGAUUUUCUCUCUGUUCUCUCCCGAUUUCCUUCAUUAGGGAUUCGCAGGUUUUGGCACAGAGAAUGGUAGGUACAGAAAGUGUAGAAGAUGGUGGUGCACAUGCAGAGCCCCCUGAUCCGGAUAUUCUUGAGAUUGAUCCUACUUCUAGAUAUAUAAGGUAUAAUGAAGUGCUUGGGAAAGGUGCCUUCAAGACAGUUUACAAGGCUUUUGAUGAAGCUAAUGGCAUUGAAGUGGCAUGGAACCAAGUUCGGAUUGAUGAGGUCCUACAGAAGCCAGAAGACUUGGAACGACUGUAUUCUGAAGUGCGACUCUUGAAAUCGUUGAAACAUAGUAAUAUUGUAAGGUUUUACAAUUCAUGGAUUGAUGAUAAAAAGAAGACUGUCAAUAUUAUAACUGAGUUGUUCACCUCUGGAAGCCUCAGGCAGUAUCGUAAGAAACAUAAGAAGGUUGACUUGAAGGCUGUGAAGAGUUGGGCAAGACAGAUUUUAGCAGGUUUAAUUUACCUGCAUAGUCAUGAACCGCCAAUAAUACAUAGGGAUUUGAAGUGUGAUAAUAUAUUCAUCAAUGGCAACCAAGGUGAAGUUAAAAUUGGUGAUCUCGGGUUGGCUACUGUUUUGGAGCAGUCUAAUGCCAAAAGUGUGAUUGGAACCCCUGAAUUUAUGGCACCUGAGCUAUAUGAUGAGAACUACAACGAGUUGGUUGAUAUUUAUUCCUUUGGCAUGUGCAUGCUGGAGAUGGUGACUUUUGAGUAUCCUUACAGCGAGUGUAGAAACUCAGCUCAGAUAUAUAAGAAAGUUUCAUCUGGAAUAAAGCCUGCUGCCCUUUCUAGGGUUACUGAUCAAGAGAUGAAACUAUUUAUUGAGAAGUGUUUAGUUCCAGCACCUCAAAGAUUAUCAGCGAAGGAGCUUUUAAUGGACCCCUUUCUGCAAGCAAAUGGAUCAGCAAAGAAUCGUCCUUUGCCGCUCCCUGAUAUUGUUAUGCCCAAAAUGGGAGCCUUUGGAGAUCGCUGCCUCAUGUCAGAAGCACCUGCUUCCACAAAGAAUAAACCAUCCUCUGCAGAUCUUGAUAGUGACAGUGAGCUGCCUGUUAUCAGAUCUCUUGAUAAUUCCUUGGGCAUGGAGGUUCAAAGGACAAACAAAGGCAACCUUUUCUUGUUAAAGGGCGAGGGAAAUGAUGAAAACUCUGUAUCAUUAAUACUUCGAAUAGCUGAUCAGAAUGGUCGUGUGAGAAAUAUUCAUUUCCUCUUCUUCCUUGAUAGUGAUACUGCCCUCUCAGUUUCAAGUGAAAUGGUUGAGCAACUGGAACUAGCGGAUCAAAAUGAUGUGUUCAUAGCUGAAUUGAUUGAUUUGUUGUUGCUGAAUCUAAUUCCCAGUUGGAAACCUUGUGUUACAAUUGAUCAUCUGAUUCCUCCCAAUAGAAGACAAAAUUCAAGAGAUAAUCAGUACUUUAAGCCACAAGAAAAUGGGGAGCCUUCCUCGGGGUCUUUCCAUCACCCUUGUGAAGCUGAUGAUGUUACACGGUCAAAACUUUGUCCUGACGCUAAGACCUUAGGAGCAUCUGAUGAAUCAAAAAGACAAGGUCCUUGUUCUGUGAAAUUUAAUGGAAAAAUGUCUCAUGCAAAUUUCAUGGCCGAAGAUUCUGGUUCUGAGAUGUCAUAUGUUUCUGCAAACUCUAAUGAGUGGAAUGAUAAACUUAGCUCCAUUCAUUCCUUUAUGUCUGCUGAAUUAGGUCCUAUGGGCAGUAAUGGAUAUGGGUUAAGAGGAUAUGAAACCAAAUUGUUCUCUGGAUCUGAAUUAUCCCUUGAUGGCAAGAAUAAGUCUGUGAAUCCAGUAUCUUCUACUUCUGGUGGGGAUGAAGAUGAGGAGUUAAGAUUGGAGCUGGAAAUGAUUGAGCUGCAGUAUCAGGAAGCAAUGAAAGAAAUAUCCAAGAGAAGACAUGAAGCCAUCAUGGACACAAGAAGAAGAUUGUCCCAGAAGAAGAUGCAAUCAGUUUACUAGUCCUUCUCCCUUAAAUUUUUUUUUUUUUUGGGUAAAUGGCCCUGCAAAUGUACAUAUUUUAUUAUGGGCAGAGAAUCAUCUUUUUCCCCAUUUUGCUGACUUACGAGUGGUAGGAAGAGAAAGUCAAUUGAAAAUAGAAGAACUCUCUCUUGAAGUUUGUUUUCAUUUUGGUUAACCAUAAAGAGAUUAGAGUGAAAUGACAAACAUCACUGUUUGCACAUG
Molecule: messenger RNA, 2327 nt
Organism: Durio zibethinus
Lineage: Eukaryota; Viridiplantae; Streptophyta; Magnoliopsida; Malvales; Malvaceae
Product: putative serine/threonine-protein kinase WNK7
Biological process (GO): protein phosphorylation
Molecular function (GO): protein kinase activity; ATP binding
Source: RefSeq, a predicted model, not a curated record